UUGUGGAUUCAGACAGUAACACACCUUUAGGUGUCCUGUCACUCUGCCAUGCUGAUCACUUGCUGGUAUUUAUACAUCUCAGUUCGGAGCAUCGCCAAACAAUAUCUGAACAUGGCCUCAAUUCUGCAGAAGCUCAUCACCCCUCUGUUCAGCGGGCCUCCUGAGCUCCCCAGGAAUAAAGUGACGGUGGUGGGAGUGGGCCAGGUGGGCAUGGCCUGUGCUGUCAGCAUCCUGCUCAGGGAGCUGACGGAUGAACUGGCGCUGGUGGAUGUGAUGGAGGACAAGCUGAAAGGAGAGAUGAUGGACCUGCAGCACGGCAGCCUGUUCCUCAAAACCCCCAAAAUAGUCGCGGACACAG
Molecule: messenger RNA, 358 nt
Organism: Notothenia coriiceps (black rockcod)
Lineage: Eukaryota; Metazoa; Chordata; Actinopteri; Perciformes; Nototheniidae
Product: L-lactate dehydrogenase B-B chain-like
Exons: 3
Biological process (GO): lactate metabolic process; pyruvate metabolic process
Molecular function (GO): L-lactate dehydrogenase (NAD+) activity
Source: RefSeq, a predicted model, not a curated record